UCUGGUCUUUGCCGCAUGUCCCCCACCCACCUCAGGAAAGGCUUGCGGCAGGUAGAGCCCCAGGGGCCGCAGGGAUGUGUGCACCGGCACCCGGCACGGAGCUGCCCUCGGCAUCCCCCUGCGCCCCGCUUAGGGCUGGGCUCUCACGUUCCGCUGCAGAGGAGCCGAGCCCGUGGGAGCCCCCGAUCAGAGCGGGGGAUCGGUGGGGCGGGGCAGAGCCUCGGUUGGAGGCGACAGGGGACACCCCGGCUUCCCCACCCACCGCAUCCCCGGGGGCAGCGAGGCGGGCGGAGGCUGAGCGCAGCCCAGGGGCGGGGGGGAUCGGGGACACCCCGGGGGCGGUCCGCGGCCCCAAUCCUGCCCCGGGGGCUGAACCGGGCUGGCCCCUCCUCCGGCACGGCCUCCCGCGGGGCGGCGGGCCCCGGGCGCAGAGCGGCGGCUGCGGGGCGCUCCCGGAGCCCGCUCCGCCGGGCCAUGGCGAGCAGCGGCUCCGCGCCCGGCGGCUCGGGCUCGGGCUCCGGCUCGGGCUCGGGCACGGCGCUGCCCACCCGCUUCCAGGAGACCGAGAAGCUCCUGGCGGCGACUGAGGGUCGGGAGGAAAAGGGCCUCCGCGGCUCCAAAUCCUUCACGGCCGCGCUGCCCGGCGAGCAGGAGCGCAACGGGCACGGGCUCUCCUACAAGUCGGUGUCGGUCGGGCACCUGGAAGCGCCUCCGCUCUCGCCGUCCCGGCUCAGCCUGGGCAGAGCCUCCUCCAUCGCCACCAGCACGGCGGCACCGGAGCAGAGCCGCCCGCGGGACUACCUGGUGCUCGCCAUCUUCUCCUGCUUCUGCCCCGUCUGGCCCAUCAACAUCGUGGGCCUCGUCUUCUCCAUCAUGUCGAGGAACAGCGGGCAGCAAGGGGACCUGGAUGGAGCACGGCGACUCGGGCGCAUGGCCAGGCUGCUCAGCAUCGUCUCCAUCGUCCUGGGGACCGUCAUCAUCGUGCUCUACAUUUCACUCAGCGUCAGAGUUUCCUAGAAGAUGUCUAAAGCAUGCAAAUGCCUCGAAGAGGAGGAAGACAACUUUCCUUUUGGGGGUUUUACUUUCAGCCUUGCAACAAAAAAUUGUCACAGUGUAGGUGGGCAGCCCUGGACAGCCUGCUCUGGAGCGCCGUCGGAAGGAACGCAUGCUUCUACUUCAUCGCCCCUUGGACAUGAGUUUGUACAAGUGAUGGGAUAACAAACAUCGCCGGAAGGAAUGGGAAAGGACAUGGGAUGCCACGCAGAGAGGAGAAGGGGGAAAUCCACUACCUCAUUCCCCUCCAGCAAAACUCACGGAGUGGGGAGACAACUAAAGCACGAGAGAAAGGAGUUCCAAGAAGGAAGCUUCAUUUAAAAGGCGAGAACAGGACAUUCUGAGGAAUCCUCCUGAGGAUUUUGGCACAAGUCACUGAAUCCAUGGGGAGCUGUUGGUUUUUAAAUCAUCAGAUUCUGUCUCUACAAUAAAAAAGAACAAACCCAAAGCUCAAACUGCCAUUGGGAGCUGAGAGCUGCUCCAUGGAGGAGGAGGGAAGAGCAGAGCUGCAGCAGGACCACGGCUCUGCUCCGCACGGAACUGCAGCAAAAGCUGGAGGAUGUGGUGGGUGCUUUUGUAUUUUUGAUGAAAAAAACAAACCAAACAAAAAAGAGACAAUGACCAUU
Neopsephotus bourkii (Bourke's parrot) is the source of this 1679-nucleotide messenger RNA. It is a transcript of the gene TRARG1, whose product is annotated as trafficking regulator of GLUT4 (SLC2A4) 1. The coding region runs from base 16 to 1017 and encodes 333 amino acids. Gene Ontology annotation, cellular component: membrane. The transcript has 3 exons. The record is from RefSeq and is a predicted model, not a curated record. NCBI's taxonomy places the organism in Eukaryota, Metazoa, Chordata, Aves, Psittaciformes, Psittacidae.